CUAUUGCUAUUGACUAUAAUCGAACGCUUUGCAGUGGGGAAUUGGGCAAUCGGGGAACAGCCCGCCUACGCUACCGUCGUCGGCACAAGGUGGUUUGCUUUGUACAUUCUACUUCGCAACCUUCAACAAGCCUAUCUUCUCUCUCCGACCUCCCAAUUCUGAAAGAAGCCCUAGCAGUAGAGGACGAUGGAAGAACCCCGCAAUGGCAAUGUCGAUUCGGCAUCAGCAAUUCCAGAGACCGAGGAAGAAGCGGCCAUCGGUCCCGGUCCUGCUCCUCGCUCGCGACUCAAACGCCCGCUCCAGUUUGAGCAGGCCUAUCUGGAUACCAUCCCCUCUGCUAACAUGUACGAGAAGAGUUACAUGCACCGUGAUGUGGUUACUCAUGUUGCUGUGUCUUCUGCAGACUUUUUUAUAACUGGGAGUGUUGAUGGGCAUUUGAAGUUUUGGAAGAAAAAGCCUAUUGGUAUUGAGUUUGCCAAGCACUUCAGAUCUCAUCUUGGUCCUAUUGAAGGCAUAGCUGUUAGCGUUGAUGGUUUGCUUUGCUGUACAAUAUCAAAUGAUCAUUCUGUUAAGAUAUAUGAUGUUGUUAAUUAUGAUAUGAUGGUCAUGAUACGGCUUCCUUUUAUUCCUGGCGCUACUGAAUGGGUCUAUAAACAAGGAGAUGUCAAGGCCAGGCUGGCUAUCAGUGAUCGGAACUCAACGUUUGUGCACAUAUAUGAUGCACGAUCUGGUUCAAAUGAGCCUAUUGCUUCUCGAGAGAUACACUUGGGGCCAGUAAAGGUUAUGAAGUACAAUCACGUAUUUGAUGCAGUUAUAUCUGCUGAUGCCAAGGGAAUUAUUGAAUACUGGACUCCAGACACACUCCAGUUUCCAGAAAAUGAUGUCAACUUCAAAUUCAAAAGUGACACCAAUCUUUUCGAAAUUGUGAAAUGCAAAACAACUGUUUCUGUUAUAGAGGUCAGCCCAGAUGGUAAACAGUUUUCAGUUACAUCACCUGAUCGGAAAAUACGUGUAUUUUGGUACCGCACGGGUAAACUAAGGCGAGUUUAUGAUGAAUCUCUAGAGUUUGCCCAAGAUCUGCAAAGAAGUGAUGCACCGUUAUACCGAUUGGAAGCAAUUGAUUUUGGGAGGAGAAUGGCCGUUGAGAAGGAAAUGGAGAAGGCAGAAAGUGCUCCAGAACCAAACGCUGUAUUUGAUGAGAGCUCUAAUUUUCUUAUUUAUGCGACUCUUCUUGGAAUAAAAGUAGUAAACUUGCACACCAACAAAGUUGCUCGGAUCCUAGGGAAGGUGGAGAACAAUGACAGGUUCUUGAGAAUUGCCUUGUACCAGGGUGACAAAAGCAGUAAAAAGGUUAGAAAAAUCCCCUCUGCUGCUGCAAAUGCUAAUGAGAGCAAGGAGCCUUUGACAGAUCCCACUCUGUUAUGUUGUGCUUUCAAGAAACAUCGAAUAUAUUUGUUCAGUCGAAGAGAGCCAGAGGAACCGGAAGAUGCAACAAAGGGAAGAGAUGUAUUUAAUGAAAAACCUCCUGCUGAUGAAUUGUUGGCGGUAUCAGAUAUUGGCAAAUCGGUUACAACAUCUCUUCCUGAUAAUGUGAUAUUGCAUACCACGAUGGGAGACAUCCAUAUGAGAUUGUAUCCUGAGGAGUGUCCCAAAACAGUGGAGAACUUUACAACACACUGCCGGAAUGGCUAUUAUGAUAAUCUUAUCUUUCAUCGGGUCAUCAAAGGCUUCAUGAUACAAACAGGAGAUCCUCUAGGAGAUGGAACCGGUGGACAGUCUAUUUGGGGAAGAGAGUUUGAAGAUGAAUUUCACAAAAGUUUACGGCAUGACCGGCCUUUCACAGUUUCAAUGGCGAAUGCAGGCCCAAACACAAAUGGGUCUCAGUUUUUUAUCACAACAGUAGCCACUCCUUGGCUGGACAACAAGCACACAGUGUUUGGAAGAGUUGUUAAAGGCAUGGAUGUUGUACAGACAAUUGAGAAAGUGAAGACAGACAAAGCGGAUAAGCCUUAUCAAGAUGUGAAAAUUUUAAAUGUCUCUGUCCCGAAGCCUUGACGUUUGAAUAUCGAGACCAUCUUAUCAACAGCUAAGCUCAGGACUCUCUAUCCCUGCGUAUGUUGUGUUCAGGUUUUUUUUCCAGAUAUUAUGUAUAAGGAACGCCCCGCCCCGCCCCGGCUUCAUUUUAGCCUCCGAAGAUGCGUGGAAAUCUGAAAGGUUCUCUUUUUCUCUUCAGAUGUCUCACCCAAAGAACAGAGUCAUUUUCAUGAACAAGUUUACUUGGUUUUCUAGUCAUCUUCCUCUCCAUAGUUCAUAUCAUUCACUCAUAACCCUCGAGCCCAGAAUUGUAGACUAGAUUAUUAUAAAGGGUUUCAUUUGUUUGUAUUUAUGGGAUGAAGUAGGAUACCAAUGGACUCUCUCUCUCUCUCUCUCUCUGAUAUUUCAUUAUCUAAACUAAUCUUAUGUUAGUUUUUCUU
Messenger RNA from Cucurbita maxima (winter squash), 2474 nucleotides. Its product is annotated as peptidyl-prolyl cis-trans isomerase CYP71. The transcript is spliced from 14 exons. The coding region runs from base 187 to 2055 and encodes 622 amino acids. Gene Ontology annotation, molecular function: peptidyl-prolyl cis-trans isomerase activity; protein binding. The record is from RefSeq and is a predicted model, not a curated record. NCBI's taxonomy places the organism in Eukaryota, Viridiplantae, Streptophyta, Magnoliopsida, Cucurbitales, Cucurbitaceae. Gene Ontology annotation, biological process: protein folding; protein peptidyl-prolyl isomerization.